Molecule: messenger RNA, 5718 nt
Organism: Petromyzon marinus (sea lamprey)
Lineage: Eukaryota; Metazoa; Chordata; Hyperoartia; Petromyzontiformes; Petromyzontidae
Product: dicarboxylate carrier UCP2-like
Biological process (GO): transmembrane transport
Source: RefSeq, a predicted model, not a curated record
CUCCCAAUGCCUCCGAUGGAACAAUGAGCGUCGCCCCCUUGAAGGGGGCGCGUUUUUGCUGUCCACUCUCGCGUUGUGUUUGUCUGCUGGCCGCUUGACGCUCGGGCCCAGCGGUGCUGAGCCAACUGCGUUUCAUUAAAUAAAAGAAAGGAUAAAGUAAAAUAACCCCCACCUCGAUUAAUAGCGGCGGCGUUGCAAACCGCACGUGGCGUGUCCCCUCGCCUGACCCAAGCGCCAGUGAAGCCACGGAGCGGAUUGGUCCCUGUGCGCUUUAUAACGGGGCGGGGGAGGCGACGGGGAAGCCACCGCCACCAACAUCAUCGCCACUACCACCACCACGACCACCACGACGAACUUCACUCACACCAGCAACGAGCAGCAGCAGCAGCAGUCGGAGUGAGUGGGCAGCGUCAGCGAGCGGCGCGCCCUCUACCGCCAACGUUGAGCGGCUGUCACCGAGAGCCACCGCCGAUCAGCGCUGAGAUACCGCAACAGCUGAGCGCAGCAGCGGCAGGCACGAGUGUCCUUGGGAGCUUCGCUGUUCUGGGAAUCUUCGCCGAUCACUCUGCUAGUCUCAAGAUGGUUGGAUUCAAGCCGACCGAUGUGCAGCCCACCCUGGGUGUCAAGUUCCUGAGUGCUGGCACGGCAGCGUGCGUGGCGGACAUGAUCACCUUCCCUCUGGACACCGCCAAAGUUCGCCUCCAGAUCCAGGGGGAGACGCCCUGUGGCAGUGCGGUGGUGCCGGGAGCCGUGCGGCAGAGGGGCCUCGUGGGCACCAUCACCUCCAUGGUGCGCACGGAGGGCCCCCGCAGCCUCUACAAUGGGCUGGUGGCCGGCCUGCAGCGCCAGAUGUGCUUCGCGUCCAUCCGCAUCGGCCUCUACGACACCGUCAAGGACUUCUACGCCAGGGGGGGAGAACAGGCGGGCAUGAUGACCAAGAUCCUGGCCGGUUGCACAACAGGCGGCUUGGCCGUAGCCAUCGCGCAGCCCACGGACGUGGUCAAGGUUCGCUUCCAGGCCCAGCGGAGCGAGCUCGGCAUGCCGCGCCGCUACACGAGCGCCUUCACCGCCUACCGCACCAUCGGCCGAGAGGAAGGCGUCCGGGGCCUGUGGAAAGGCACCCUCCCGAAUAUCACGCGGAACGCCAUCGUGAACUGCGGCGAGCUGGUGACAUACGACAUCAUCAAGGAGACCAUCCUCAAGCACAAUCUGCUCACGGACAACCUGCCGUGCCACCUCGUGGCGGCGUUCGGCGCUGGCUUCUGCGCCACCGUGGUGGCGUCGCCCGUGGACGUGGUGAAGACGCGCUACAUGAACUCCAAGCCCGGGCAGUACCGCAGCGCCAUGAACUGCGCGCUGUGCCUCAUCUCCAUGGAGGGGCCCACGGCCUUCUACAAAGGCUUCAUCCCCUCGUUCCUGCGCCUCGGCUCCUGGAACAUCGUGAUGUUCGUGACGUUCGAACAACUCAAGCGGGGGAUGAUGCUCGCCAAGCAGUCGUGGGAGAACCCCAUGUACAGCAGCGCCGACUAGCCCACUGAGCUGCGAGCCCCUUCUGCCCGCCCCGAGCCUGCCACCCCCCCCGUACGGAUUGUUUGGCUUGGUCGGGGCCGUCGCAACACCUGAGAGCACCCCCCCCCCCACCACCCCCCCCCCCGACGCCGCCCGGGGCGGCCCACCGAUGCUCCGCUUCCCGCCCCGGCUGCGAAAUUCCAGCAUGACGCGGUGAAAUCUGCGAAGCUAACAACGGAGCGCUGCCGCCGAUCGAGAUUCUCGACGAGCGAAGAGCGCGCGGCCCUCUGUGGGGUUGAUUAGAAGUGUAAGUGCGGCGUGUUUGCGAAAAGCACUGCAAAUGAACGAAACGGACAGAACCGCUCGCCCCGCAAACGAGGACAAUUAAGUAGCCCUCCCAAUGUGUUGUUAGGACCAUGUGGGUUGGUGAAGUGGCGUGUGCAAAUGUACACAUUCCUGAAUCCUAUUUUAAUUGGCUCCUUGGUAUACUCGUCGAUGCCCUUGAUGGCCACUUGCUGUGGUGUUACUAACACCCCGCCCGCUGGGAAGUUGACAUCAUCCUUGCGAUGCUCUCCACCCCACGCUCCACGCACUGCACGAAGAAACACAAGCCCUUAAUGACCAAUUGCACACUGUAGUAAUUAAAGCCCGAAAGCUACGGAGGGGGGGAGGGGGGGUCAUCUGUCGGCAACAAAGACGGUGUUCAUUGUGGUAGCACAGACUGUUGGAGAUUGUCAGGCAAAGGAGCCAAAGGUGCCUUCCUGCGUGUCGGGGUUGACGUGUGGAACUUCUGAUCACAGGAGGCAUCCACAGUGGGACAUUGCUUAUUCCGGGACCUUUGUGCUGAUAGCGACAAUCAGGAUGGUACAAUGUUGAGGUUUAUUUUUUAAUGAGAAUACUGCAAUUGAUUAACAUGUGACAUUUAGCAAUAUGUUGUGGUUCGAUCAACAAACCAACAAUUUAAAUAUAGUCGUCUUACAGCUUGAGCCAUACGCGUGAAUGUACGCCUCUUGAUUUGAGAUGUAUAUAAUUUUGGAGAGCAUAUCCAAAGGGAAGAAGAGACUCCUAUGUUUAAAACUGUAUUUAUAAAGGAAGUAGGCACUGACGACGUUUCAUCGCAUCAAUGCCAUUUUCUGCUAUGACCUUUUGACCUUGAGAGAGAUGUACGCAAGAAUUUGAUUGUUUUACUUUUACAAUUAUUUGAUAAUGCCGUGCCUCUCUUAGCAUAGUGACAGCUUCACUGCCAGUGCAGUGUUUCGCGAGAAAUUAUCAAAAGGGAAACAGUCAUCAAUAUUUACUAUUUAUAGUUUAGGCCAUGAAACAUUACAUUUACGGCAUAUGUUGCCAUAAGAACCUCCGCAGCCGAGGAGGAUAACAAUAUACUGAUUUUUACUUCGUUUUACAAGUGAUUUUACACUUUAGGGCCGUAGGAAUACACUGUAAUAAUGGACACUUUGAUUGCGUGGCUUUGGCACAAGUCAAGCUCACUCUCUUAGUGGCUGCUUGGAAAGCUCAGGUAUAGGGGCACUGGGCUGGCUCAGCUUUGUCUCAAUCGGCGGGGCAUUAAUGGGGAAACGUGUUGCUAAAAAAAAAUGGGUUGGACAUCGUGGAGCAAUGAGCUGGGUUCGUUGCCAAGUAUUUUAAUGGACAAAAAACAUGUUACACAGAGCACUUUUCUAAACGUUGUGUUGGUGGCUCAGUGAGUUCAGAGCCUCGUCAGUCUUGAACCAGUACUGAGAUCCUGGGUGGAAAUCUGGGUAGCCACCAGAAUUGACCGCAAGCAUCAAACGCAAACUCACCACAGGUGAGUUCUCUGCGCUGCACAAAAACAAAAUUAUAGAGCGUCACUGUAAUUAGCCGAGCACAUUCAGCUAACAUGUGCAGAUAUAAACAUAUCAGAGAUUUGGCAUGGUGAACACACACUUCACGCAGCAUUACAGAGAAACCUAAUCGACGUUGACUAGAUGGAGCGUCCAUUCCCUCGUGUCACGUGAUGGGAGGUUAUUUUACCUCAUGAAUUUUAAUUGCACAGUAAUUUCUGAUGAAAUAAAAACAACUAAGGGUAACAUAGAAAGCACUUUUUUAAAUGAAUUUGUAGAAAGUUAAUACGAUAUAUAUUUCAAAAAUGCAGCACAAUAGUUAAAUUGUGUUUUUUGUGUGACUUUGGAUGGCCCUUGCGCAAUGGUCGCGGGGUGGUAGCUAUCAGGGCACCGCGUCUAACUGAACGCUGCUGCUGCUGCUGCUGGAAGCCUCAUGGGCAGCGUGCUUGGCUUCUGGGCUCGUGUGCACAGCAUUGUUGUACGUAUGCACUUACGCUGAAUUUCUUUAAACGCAAAAAGUAGUCCUUAAGAAAUUAUUUUUCAACCGAGAUUUUCAAGUGCAUAGCUCCAGUGGCUUCCUAAUAUCGGAAGGGAGAACGUUCCAGACGGGCCGCAGAAGCGCAUCUGAAAGUGCGCAAUGCGAUGACCGUCUUUGUUCGAUGGCCAGUCAAAAAUUGCUGCGAGGAUAACCGGACUUUGAUGAGAUCAGCAAGGUAUUGUGGUUCAUUUGUAGCAAGCACUUCUAUAUGUAAUGAGUGCGACCUUAUAAUGUAUUCGUUCGGUAACCAGAAGCCAAUGGCGGCUUGGUGAGCACUGGACGGAUCUUACAGUACCCGACACGACAAGUGUAGAAGAGUUUUGUACAUGCUGACGGUUUGAGUAAUGCUAUGGGUCAUGUCCAGAGUGUACCACCCGCUCGAUAACAGACAUUAAAGACCUCGUGAAAUUGUUUAUAAGUUAAGGUAAUUUUGAAUUGGUAAUCAAUGCUAUGGCAUGAUUACCAAUUCUCAACCUUGUGUAACCAUGUACCGAUGCCUCACAAAUGAAAUGUCUGAUUUUGAUGAUCUUUACCACGGUCAAAAAUGAAGAAAGAUCAACAUGAGAAGCCACGUACUCUAUUGAGCUGCAAUCGGGUUUCCUUAGCAUGUGCUUCUGAAAAACGAACAAGGUAUUUAAAUAUCAUAACGACAAUUGUUUAAUAUUUAAAAUGAAGACCUUGCCUGCAAAUUACACAUCUACUGACAUAUCCUACCACCAUAACAUUAAAAUCAAAUAAAAGCAAUGUCUAUUUUAAACAUGUUGAAUAUGUAAUCUACAACAGUGGGGGCAUAUUUAUGUUUUAUAUGCACCAGCUGAUAAUUACCUUGGGCCAUUUUAAUUUAAAAGGUAAUUACAAUGAUUUUCAACAUGUGUAUCUGACAUUUUUUUUUACAAAAUUUACUAAAAUUAUUAUUAAUGCAUGAGGUGUAAAAUCGUUUCCAUAAAGUAUUUAUUCAAAUAUUGUAAAUCAGUUUCUACAAACAUUAUAAUUCAAAGUGAAUGUUUUAUUUUUGUAGACAAGGAGGGCUGCGCGUGAAUAUUGUUCACCUUCAACUGAGCGCAAUCAGGUGCCAUUACUAGUGGAAAACCGCCUGGCAAAAAUAUAGCAUUUUAAUUUUAUAUAUAUGUCACGUUGCUGCUAAAUUUGUGCAUUAGUUGGCAGAGGUGGUCUUUGCGUAAUUUAAAAAUACAUCUUAUACAGAUAUGUAAUUUGCAUCAGAGAACGUUUGCUGUCAACCCAUGUACAGCUUCACAUAUCAGUCACGUGAUUGACCCACCAGUCACAUGACACGCUUUAAAAUAAGCAACCUUAAUUAUAAGAAAAUGUUACUGUUGUACUCUCGAUUUUAAUGAGAACAGGCUCUUCAUGAUUACUUGCAGUAUUAAUGCUAUUUGAGGUUUCUCUCGUGAUGUAGACAGUUUUAAUUUGUGAAUUAGGGGAAAUUCAUGGUUGAGAUCAGUUUAACACGUAGGCCACAAUUCUGGCUAAUCGCCUUAUGAGGCUGGUUGUAAUCACUGGCGAAACGUCAUAUUCGAAUUGUAAAUGUUGUGCUGAAGUAGUAACUAAAUGGCACGUUAUGUUUACGUGACAAACCUUACUAAUUGGCUGUAUCGGGUGGUGACUGGUUUAAGGACAAAUUUAAUUAAAAAAUAUAUAGGUUUUACCCUUUAUGGAAAUAAAAGUUGUUAAAAUGCUCUGAUAUACGUGCAUUGUCUUUGUGCUGUUUGCCUUUUGGCAUUCUCUGGUCUUGACACUGGUUCGACGAUGCCAUGAAGGAGGCUGUCUCUGGUGUGGGCCAAUCAGUUUCAAGGGCAAUGCAUAUAUUAUCAGAGCAUGUUUGUUUGCAUG